Messenger RNA from Populus euphratica (Euphrates poplar), 3611 nucleotides. RefSeq names its product beta-1,3-galactosyltransferase 15-like. Lineage: Eukaryota; Viridiplantae; Streptophyta; Magnoliopsida; Malpighiales; Salicaceae. The record is from RefSeq and is a predicted model, not a curated record. Gene Ontology annotation, molecular function: UDP-galactose:N-glycan beta-1,3-galactosyltransferase activity; carbohydrate binding. The transcript has 8 exons. The coding region runs from base 1393 to 3282 and encodes 629 amino acids. Gene Ontology annotation, cellular component: Golgi membrane.
CAGUUACCGUUGCACUUUCGAAGCUUGUUUCUUUACAUUGUCAAUUUAAUUUGCUCAAAUUCGCUUUAAUUUUUUAUUUUCUUCACUCUUCUUGGAUCUGUCUUACUUUCCAUUUGUAUAAGCUCUCCUUGGUUUCCGAGAGAGUUGAGCAGCCGGUGAGGAAUUUGAUUCUUUGUUUGGAUUUUGAAAAGUCUCUUCGUACAAAGCAAGCUGGCAGGCUGCAUGUCUUAAUUUGUACUAACUGGUGUUUUUUCUUUUUUUAAGAUUCGUGAUUUUAUUUUCUUGCAUUUUCCCGGGAAACAAACAGGAGAUAGGACCAAUGUGGCCAGUUUUAGUAAGACAAUUAUUUCACGGAGAAAAAAGGAGGAACUGCGCGUUGAUUAUUUUGAGCCAAGUUCGUAUAAAAUUCUUAGAAAAUUAAAUUUAAUUAGUAAAGGGACAAAAUCAACGAGCCUGAAGCGAUUUGACAAAUUCAAUAUUUUUUAUUAAAUUUUGUGAGAUUGUUACUUGUAGUGUUAGUUUUAUAAUCAAACAUUAAAACCGAAGUGGUCCCUACGUCAUUAGUUCCGAUGGUUAGUGAUUUAACUGUAUUACAUAGUUAUAUCUGUUGGCCACUACCAGGUGGUCUAGAAGUUAAGAAGUCACCACACAAUUUUAAAUGGAGCAAGCUUUUUCUUGUUUAUUUCUUUUUGGUCAUCAAGGGAUAUAAUAAUAGAGCCACUGAAGUAGGAUAGUACAUGCUCCCUUCUAUUGGAUCACUAGUAGCGGGUUAGGGAAGGCAUUGACUGUGUGGACUUGUUCGUUAGUUUCAUGUUUCAGUACAGUAUGUAUGAUGGGCGUCCCUGAAAAAUGUUGUGAUAGUCAUUUUUUUCUCUUGGAAAUUUAUCAACGCUGAAAGAGAUGAUUAAUGAAUUUGGAAUCUCGCAGCUUGGCAACAGUUAAUGAAUUUGGGAUCUUGCAGCUUGGCAGCCUUCUGUGGAACAUUUAAUGAAGUUGUGUGGUGAAUUUGGCAUUGGUUCCAGAGUGAUUAAGCUGUGGUUUGUCAGGACUGAAGUACAUGUUUGUGAGCUUGCGAGGCUUGGUUGCUAGUUCAACCUGGUAGCUGACUGAGAAUGAGAGGAUCUAAAACUCCUUGAAAAUGAAAUGAUCCUUCUACAUUUAUAUCUCAGAUUCUGGUUUUUAUCUGACUGAAGAUCAGAAGAUGUCAACUGUUUGUCCUGUAUAUAUUGAUCUUUUCCUCUUUAUUAGCACCUUGGCCUGGACUUCCAUUGCACAAGUUUCUUAGAGAUUCAUUCACGUGAAGAACAUAAAUUGUAGGAUAUUGGAUCCUUUAAGCUCGAUCACAAGAGAGAUCAGUCUCAAGAACUUCAACAUCCCUGUUUGAACAGCAGAAUGAAGAAGAGGUACGGUGGUGUUCUGUUUGCAUCCUUGUUCAUGUUAGUGGUCCUUAGAUAUGGGCUCCUGAAAAAUCGAAUAGGAGAAAUUUAUUUUUUGAGUCCCUCCAAUGCAAGUGAGCCUCUUGAAUGGGUGCAUCAUGCUCUCCAACCUGCAGUUCAAAACCCAGAGAAUUCUUCUCAAGUUUUUUCUACAGAUAACAUUGUCUCCAGUCUGUUUGCUCUGAGAAAUAUUUCCAAUGAAGAGCAAAAAUCUCUGCAGACAUGGAAUCUACUAAAACACUUGAUUGAUCAUGCUCAGGUUUUAUCAAAUGGAGUAGAAGCUAUUAAGGAAGCUGGAAAUGCAUGGAGCAGCCUAAUGGCUUCCAUCGAAGAGCAAAGACUUGGUUAUACAAAUGAAAGUUCAAAUAGGAGAGUCAAAGAGAAACAAUGUCCUCAUUUUCUUAACAUAAUGAAUGCCACAGAGCAUGAUAAUAGCGGUUAUAAAUUGUGGCUUCCUUGUGGCCUGACUCAGGGUUCUUCCAUCACAAUUAUUGGCAUUCCAGAUGGUCUUCUUGGCAAUUUUCGGAUUGACUUAACCGGGGAAGAACUUCCUGGGGAGCCUGAUCCACCCAUCAUUUUACAUUACAAUGUUAGGCUUCAUGGUGAUAAGAUUACAGAGGAUCCAGUAAUAGUCCAAAACACCUGGACUGUGGCUCAUGACUGGGGUGAAGAGGAGCGUUGUCCUUCUCCAUCUCCUGAAAAAAUUAAGAAAGUGGAUGAGUUGGAUCAAUGUAAUAAGAUGGUGGGAAGAAAUGAUACCCGGGUGACUGGCAUGCAUUCUGAUGGUUCAAGAAGGUCUUCAUUUCAGGAAGGAACUAAAGUAAGAAGAUAUUUUCCAUUUAAGCAAGGUCAGCUAUCUGUUGCAACGCUUAGAGUGGGAAUGGAAGGCAUCCAGACGAUUGUUGAUGGGAAGCAUAUAACAUCUUUUGCAUACCGUGAAACUUUGGAGCCAUGGCUAGUAAGUGAAGUUAGGAUUUCUGGGGAUGUAAAGCUAAUUUCAGUUGUGGGUAGUGGUCUACCUACAUCAGAGGAUUCAGAGCAUGCAAUUGAUCUAGAAGUACUCAAAUCAGCUCCUCUCUCCCCAAAAAGAUCAUUGGAUCUCUUUAUUGGUGUUUUUUCUACAGCAAACAAUUUUAAGCGCAGGAUGGCUGUUCGCAGAACGUGGAUGCAGUAUGCUGCAGUGCGAUCAGGGGAAGUUGCAGUGCGCUUUUUUGUUGGUCUGCAUAAAAGUCAAAUAGUGAAUGAGGAACUCUGGAAUGAAGCGCGGACAUAUGGAGACAUGCAGCUGAUGCCUUUUGUUGACUACUACAGCCUCAUAACCUGGAAAACUUUAGCUAUCUGCAUCUUUGGGACGGAGGUUGCAUCAACCAAAUAUGUGACAAAGACUGAUGAUGAUGCAUUUGUUCGUGUGGAUGAAAUGCUAGCUUCUUUAAAGAGGAUCAAAGUGAGUCAUGGCUUGCUCUAUGGAUUAAUCAAUUCAGACUCGCGGCCUCAUAGGAGCACUGAAAGCAAGUGGUAUAUUAGCCCAGAGGAAUGGUCUGAAGAGACAUACCCCCCUUGGGCACAUGGUCCUGGUUAUGUGGUGUCACGAGACAUUGCCGAGGCGGUUUACAAGAGAUACAAAGAGGGCCGUUUAAAGAUGUUUAAGCUAGAAGAUGUAGCAAUGGGUAUCUGGAUUGCGGAAAUGAAAAGGGAGGGUUUGGAAGUUAAAUAUGAGAUGGAAGCGAGGGUCUAUAAUGAAGGGUGCAAGGAUGGCUAUGUUGUUGCCCACUACCAAGGUCCUAGGGAAAUGCUUUGUCUAUGGCAGAAACUUCAAGAAGGAAAUGGUGCUAGAUGCUGUGGGUGAACGAUAGACUUGCCAUUUUUGUUACUAGGGCUUUACAAAACCACAUGCUUUAAUAGAAUAAUCUCCUUAACCAAUCUCCAAUUGAAAAUUUUGCUUACCAUAUUGAGUAAAUAGUCUCAUCAGAGAGGAGUCGCUGGCUCCAAGGGCUUUCACAAAAUACCACUGUACAAUUAUUACACUUCGAGUUGUUAUAUUUAGUGACCAGGUGCCUUGUACAUUGGAAAAAUUAGUGCCUUGUAUGGAUAGAGAGUUCUAUCUCGUAACAAGUUUGUAGAAAUUCUUCUCGUCAUAAUAUAGGUAAUAGGCAUUUUGCCCUUGCAUGUUCUUUC